AUGUCUUCCCACAAGACUUUCAGGAUCAAGCAGUUCCUGGCCAAGAAACAGAAGCAGAAUCGGCCUAUUCCUCAAUGGAUUCGGAUGAAAACUGGUAACAAGAUCAGGUACAACUCCAAGAGGAGGCACUGGAGGAGGACCAAGCUGGGUCUGUAA
Sorex araneus (European shrew) is the source of this 156-nucleotide messenger RNA. Its product is annotated as 60S ribosomal protein L39-like. Gene Ontology annotation, cellular component: ribosome; cytosolic large ribosomal subunit. The transcript has a single exon. Bases 1 to 156 code for a protein of 51 amino acids. NCBI's taxonomy places the organism in Eukaryota, Metazoa, Chordata, Mammalia, Eulipotyphla, Soricidae. Gene Ontology annotation, biological process: translation. Gene Ontology annotation, molecular function: structural constituent of ribosome. The record is from RefSeq and is a predicted model, not a curated record.